UCAACCGGGCAUAGUGCUUUUGGAAAUUCUACUCAUUCUUCAAAUUAUAUGUCUGGAAAUUCUUCAAAUCAUAUGUCUGGAAAUUCUUCAAACCAUAUGUCUGGAAAUUCUUCAAAUCAUAUGUCUGGAAAUUCUUCAAACCAUAUGUCUGGAAAUUCUUCAAACCAUAUGUCUGGAAAUUCUUCAAAUCAUAUGUCUGGAAAUUCUUCAAACCAUAUGUCUGGAAAUUCUUCAAACCAUAUGUCUGGAAAUUCUUCAAAUCAUAUGUCUAGAAAUUCCUCAAAUCAUAUGUCUGGAAAUUCUUCAAAUUAUAUGUCUGGAAAUUUUUCACAUGGAAAUAUGACAGGAAGUUCAAAUACUACAUCAGGCUCAACUUCGAAUGCAGGGACCUCAAACGUUCAAAAUGGAACUGGUACGACUAACGGAUUAAAUGGUGGAUCUUUACACAAGGGGUCUUGCUGUAAUAAAGAGUACAAUUGUCAACAAUAUCCAUGUCUGAUAUUUGAUGAUGAGUUUGAUAUUUUGAACCACUGCGUUUGGGAACAUGAAAUAACAGCUGGUGGUAACAGGGAUUCAGAAUUUCAAUACUACACAAACAACAGGACUAACAGCUAUGUCAGAAACGGUAUCUUGUAUAUCAAACCAACUUUGACCUCUGACCAUUACGGGGAGAGUUUUCUGACAUCUGGAACACUGGAUCUUUGGGGUGGAUUUAAUGAUGAAGAAUGUACCAGUAAUGCAUAUUCCGGAUGUAAGAGAACCGGAAGUGUUGCCCAUCCAAUAAAUCCCAUUCAGUCGGCUCGAUUACGUAGUAAAAGAGGAUUUAGCUUUAAGUAUGGGAAAGUUGAAGUCGAGGCCAAAAUGCCAAAAGGAGACUGGAUAUGGCCUGCGAUCAAGAUGUUGCCGAAAUGGAACGCCUACGGCAGAUGGCCUGCGUCCGGUGAAAUGGAUAUAGUAGAGGCAAGAGGAAACAUGAAUUAUAAAGAUUCGAAUGGAGUAACAAAAGCUGUUGAUAGUAUUCAAAGUUCUAUUCAUUUUGGACCUGGUACACAACUUGGUCAAACCGCCAACGUAUCUGUUGAGAAGAUACUAACCUCCAGCACUUUUGCAGACAAAUUCCAUAAAUUCGGUAUGGAAUGGGAUGACAAACACAUAAGUUUUUCUGUCGAUGGUGUCGAAAUUUUGAAAAGAGAACAAAAUCAAGUUGGAUUUUGGGGAGUGGGAGGAAUUAACUCAACGGGGCUGACAAACCCUGGUCAUGCUUAUGUCGGAGGAUCACCCAUGGCGCCUUUCGAUCAGGAGUUUUACCUCGUUUUGGAUGUUGCUGUUGGUGGAACUUCUUUUUUUCCAGACCCGUGGAUGAAUAUGCCAUAUCCCAAACCUUGGCGUGAUGCGUCGGAUUUCGCUGUUAGAGAUUUUAGGCAGGCAAGACAUUUGUGGCAUCCGACAUGGAGUCCACAAAUAAACAAUGGAGAAAAUGCUGCUCUACAAAUUAAUUAUAUCAAAGUAUGGAAGAUGAAAUAAUAAAUAAAAAAAUUGAGUGUUCA
Messenger RNA from Mytilus trossulus (common blue mussel), 1547 nucleotides. Its product is annotated as beta-1,3-glucan-binding protein-like. The record is from RefSeq and is a predicted model, not a curated record. The transcript has 10 exons. Gene Ontology annotation, molecular function: hydrolase activity, hydrolyzing O-glycosyl compounds. Lineage: Eukaryota; Metazoa; Mollusca; Bivalvia; Mytilida; Mytilidae. The coding region runs from base 49 to 1524 and encodes 491 amino acids. Gene Ontology annotation, biological process: carbohydrate metabolic process.